Messenger RNA from Phytophthora sojae, 1209 nucleotides. RefSeq lists its product as hypothetical. Lineage: Eukaryota; Oomycota; Peronosporomycetes; Peronosporales; Peronosporaceae. The transcript has a single exon. The record is from RefSeq and is a predicted model, not a curated record. The coding region runs from base 1 to 1209 and encodes 402 amino acids.
AUGCCGAAGGACCGCUUCACGCGCAGCCCGUUCCCGGAGGUUCGGGUGUCGGACAUCGAGCGACUCGAGCUGGUCGACCUCGUGGAAAACUUGGUGUUCGACUACGUCCACAAGUUCGAGGAGUUCGCGCAAGUCGACCGACGCCAAGUGGACGACCGGCGCUGGGAGCUCGUCAAGGCCAAGGACAAGCUGCGCGUGUACUCGGAGCGCACCCGCAAGGAGCUCAGUCGCCGCGGGAUGCAGCCCGAGACGUCGUUGAGCGCCACCCAGCGAGUGCAAGCCAAGGCCGUGACCAAGGAGCUGCCCGUGGUCAUGAGCGCCGGCUCGUUCGUCGGCGAGCUGGACGACCUCAUGUUCGGCGUCGUGAGCCCCACGCUGGACGACAUGCGCGUCAAGGCGUCGUACGUGCACGACGUCGAGAGCGCCGCCGUGGUCUGCUCCGUGCUGGAGCCCACCAAGGACGACCCGUUCCGCUCGCUCGUCAUCAAGUGGAUGACCAUCGACGUGCCGCUGCCCUCGAGUCUCAUCAAGAGCCGCGACUUCGUGUACAUCGAGGCAACGGGCAUGACGUACCUUCCCAAUGGGGACCGGGUGGGCUACCACCUGCAGCACUCCAUCGACUUCCCGCAGACCAAGCCGCUGCCCAACAAGACCCGCGGCAACAUGUCGGUGUUCAGUUGUUUCAGACGCAAGCGUCGACAGGUUAUCGAGAACUUCGCGUGGGGCGUCGUGGACCCUGGAGGCGAGAUCAUGCGCAGCCUCGCAGUCUCUGUGGCGGCGGGGACGCUGCUCACUGCGACGAACUAUGUGUACUGCGGACAGAUGAAGAAGCUCGCGUGGAUGCUGCAGCUCAAUCGCUCGAGUCACUCGCCGAUUGUCCGGAAGGACCACACGCAGAGGAAGCAGUGUGUAGUCUGUGGCAAGAAGACCACCAAUGCCAUCGGAAGCAUCGGCAAGGGCACGUGCAAGAUCUGCGACGGUAGCGUCUGCUACUCGUGCAAGAUCCGCCAGCGCGUCAGCAGCAUCGCCCGUGGGGGACAAUUGAUUCAGCGCAAGGUGGUGGUCUGUGGGAAAUGCAUGAUCGAGACGAACCGCUGGAACGCGCAGGAGGCCGCGAUCGAUCACGCACUGGGCUACGAGUAUGGCACGAUGCACUCGGCGUAUUCCUUCGUGGACACAUCGGCGUCUUCGUACGAGGAGUUGACCUAG